Molecule: messenger RNA, 729 nt
Organism: Cucurbita pepo subsp. pepo (vegetable marrow)
Lineage: Eukaryota; Viridiplantae; Streptophyta; Magnoliopsida; Cucurbitales; Cucurbitaceae
Product: protein LOWER TEMPERATURE 1
Biological process (GO): positive regulation of proteasomal ubiquitin-dependent protein catabolic process
Cellular component (GO): Cul4-RING E3 ubiquitin ligase complex
Source: RefSeq, a predicted model, not a curated record
GGCUUCUUGCUUCCGCCCUUCAACACAGAUUUCACUCACCAUCUUGCUGUCUUUCUAGUUUUUACUUUGCGAGGGUUUCUCGCCCAUGGCGUCCACCGCUUCUUCCUCGUCUCAUGGCGCUUCCAAGUUCCUUGGCGACCUUCCUUCCCGUGGCUACUUUUCGUCUUCCGUCCCUUCCUCAAAUCCUGGAAGUAUGCGAGUCUAUAUCUGCCUUCAUGAUACCUCACCACCAGAGGACCAAGAAAUAAAGACAAACCAGCAGAAUAUACUUAUUCGAUCUUUAAUGCUUAAAAAUUCCAGCUCAAAGGAUGGAAAGGGAGUAGCUGCAGCCGAAUCCUCUCGAAAGAGGGCUGGUGAAAAAAUUUCAGAUGGCAGAGCAAAGAGGACUGCCCAAGUAAGUUCAGGAAAAGGAGCAUCCAACAGUGAAACACCGAGUAAGGAUUUCCAGAAUUUGACUGUAGAGAGGCUGCGUGCGCUUCUCAAGGCCAGAGGCCUUUCGCUGAAAGGAAAGAAGGAUGAAUUAAUUGCCCGCCUUCGAAGCGCUGAUGGUUAGACGACCACUAUGGGAGAGGAGCACAUGAACAACAUGAGCAGCAAGGAAAGCAACCCGAGAGAGAAAGUUAAGGAUGACUGUUUCCUCAACAUUUAAAUAGGAGUAGGGUAGAGUUGAAGUUGAACUGAUGAUGGUUCUUGAGAAAUUAGUCAUGAAUAUCUGCAUUCAUUCAUUUU